This is a messenger RNA of Wyeomyia smithii (pitcher-plant mosquito), 1721 nucleotides long. RefSeq names its product spermidine synthase (gene SpdS). Gene Ontology annotation, biological process: spermidine biosynthetic process. Gene Ontology annotation, molecular function: spermidine synthase activity. The transcript has 5 exons. Lineage: Eukaryota; Metazoa; Arthropoda; Insecta; Diptera; Culicidae. Gene Ontology annotation, cellular component: cytosol. The record is from RefSeq and is a predicted model, not a curated record. The coding region runs from base 651 to 1559 and encodes 302 amino acids.
UCCAAUUUUCAACUUAAGCAUAGUUUACAGUUCCAAGCGAAGUGAAAAAUUUGACAAGUGAAAAAGCAUAAAUUUUCGCUUGCGAAAUCUGUCGUUAAAACCCGUUUGUGGAACACGCAGCUUGCUCACAAAAUAUAUUACAUGUUGCUAAUGAACUACUUAAACAAACAAUGCAGCAAACAAAACUACCGUUGCACUACUAGGCUGUCAGUUUGAGAGAGCGAAAAAAGAAAUUUGACAAAGAAUGAUUAUCACAGAAGUCUAAAUAGGUCUAAAUAGUCAUGCAAAGGGCAAUAUUUCGAUAUCAAUCAUUAGCGUUUUCUCGAAUUAGUUACCUUAUUGAAAAUUACUUUGCAAAAUCUCUACUGUCGUUAUCAAAUUCACAGUCUGUACUUUAUAUGGUGUUAGUUUUUAAGAAUUGCGUAACACAGCAACAACUUGAAAACGUUUCGCUCCACUAGAAUCGGUUAGGCGACACCGUUGCAUUUUGUGAGUAUUAGGCGCUAACUUCGAAAAAAUCAAAGAAACUUAAGCAAUUGUGAGUUAAUUAUGUUAUGGUUCGAAACACUUAUAUUUAAGCAUUACGUAUCAUAGUUAUAACAUUGAAACAUUGCAAGGAAAUUGUCUUAAUCAAUCAAUGCUAACAUGUAAUGUCUUUAAAGCGAAUGGUGACGAUGGAUUCCUCAGAAUGGUUUAGUGAAGUUUCCGAACAACUGUGGCCAGGCCAGUGCUUUUCGUUAAAAAUUAAGAAAGUGCUUCACGAGGAGCGGUCUAAAUACCAAGAUAUUAAAAUACUUGACACUUCAUCUAAUGAUUGCAGUAUGAGUUUUACGUACGGAACUGUAUUGGUGUUGGAUGGAAUUAUCCAGUGUACACAACGCGACGAAUUUGCCUAUCAAGAGAUGAUUGCAUUUCUUCCACUUUGUUCUCAUCCAAACCCUAAGAAAGUACUCAUCGUGGGCGGAGGAGAUGGAGGUGUAGCUCGAGAAGUUGUCAAACACCCACUGGUGGAGGAGGUUCACCAAGUUGAAAUCGACGAUAGAGUUGUGGAAUUAUCCAAGAAAUACCUUCCUUUCAUGGCGUGUGGAUUUGAUUCGCAUAAACUCCAGUUGACGAUCGGUGAUGGUUUUGAAUAUAUGAAACAACGUGAAGGCGAGUUUGAUGUUAUUAUUACGGAUAGUAGCGAUCCAGUUGGACCUGCAAAGUCUCUAUUUAAUGAAUCUUAUUUUGGGCUAGCCAAGAAAGCCUUAAAACCAAAUGGAAUUAUUUGUUCACAAGGAGGAUCAUUAUGGGUCGAUGAAACGCUUGUCAAGGACACUUUAUCUCACAUUCGAAAACAUUUUCCCGUCACUGGAUAUGGUAUAGCGUCAGUACCAUCUUAUCCAUGCGGACAGAUUGGUUUUUUUAUCGCCAGCCUGAAUGAAAACACAAAACUGAAUGAACCUUCAAAAGUUUUUUCGAGCGAAGAAGUCGAUAGAUUGAAGCUUCGAUACUAUACAACAGAGAUACACCGAACGGCAUUUACUCUUCCGAGGUACGCUGCCAAGCUUCUUCAUUAAAUUGUAAUGCAUUUAUGGAUAUUUCAAUAAUUCAACGAACGGUGAUUUUUUUAAAGGGGUUAACAAUAUUUUCUCUAAUUUGUUGAUAAACUGGAACUCCACAAAACAAGGUACAAACCGAGCUCAUGAUUGUAUUAAAAUUUUUAAAUAAACCUGAAAAAA